This is a messenger RNA of Symbiodinium sp. CCMP2456, 243 nucleotides long. The record is from the annotation of a GenBank genome assembly. Lineage: Eukaryota; Dinophyceae; Suessiales; Symbiodiniaceae.
AUGCUGUCUGCCCAGGUCCUGGCGUACCUUGUCUUGCCGAGGUACGUCGAAGACCAAGAGGCUGAGGAAGUGCAGCACUGUAUCGCCAGUGCUGCCGCCAUCGUCGUGGGUCUGGCAUGGGAUAAGGCCUUCGAAUCGCUCACCGUACACAUGACCCGGGGCUGGGACGGACACUAUGUGAUUGCCAAGGCCAUAGGCUUCGUGUCUUCGACCUACACGCCUGCACCCGCCGUGUUGCUUUGA